CCGGGAUGGGGUUGGGGGAGGGGACAACCGUGACCGACCGGGCUGGAGACAACCGGGACCAGGCUGGGCUGGGAAAAACCGGGACUGACCGGACUGGGCUGGGAACAACCGGGAGUGGGUGGGGACACAACGGGCACCGGGCUGGGGUGGCGAAGGGGCAGAACCGGAGCGGAAACCGAGCGCGGUUGUGUCGCAGCAGAGGUCCCUGAUUGUCGCUUUCCUCGCUUUCCCCGGUAGCGUCACCGGGGCCGUUUCCCGGUGCCCGGUGCCCGCCCCAGCCGCGCUCUCCCGUCCCGCUGCCGCCGCCGCGAUGCUGCUGCUCCGCGCCAUGGCCGGCCGCAGGCUCCCGCCGCUGAUGCAGCUGCCCCGGGGCUGCUCCCGGUUGGCCGCCGGUAGCGCGGCCCCGGGGGGAUACCGGGAAGGGACCCCGGGGGGACACCGGGAAGCGGCCCCGGGGGGACACCGGGAAGCGGCCCCGGGGGGACACCGAGGAGCGGCCCCGGUGCUGGCGGCGCUGCUCGGGCUCGGGGUCGUCCUGGCUUACGGAGAGCGGCGGCGGAGGAUCGCCCAGGCCGCCCGGGCCACCCCCGCCCCGCAGUUCCCCCGUUACACUCGGGCGGAGGUGGCGCAGCACCGCACCCCGAAGGAGCGCGUGUGGGUCACCUACGGCACCGAGGUGUUCGACGUUACCGAUUUCGUGGAGCUGCACCCGGGAGGACCGGACAAGAUCCUGCUGGCGGCCGGGGGGGCCCUGGAGCCUUUCUGGGCUCUCUACGCCGUGCACGGCCAGCCCCACGUGCUGGAGCUGCUCCGCGACUACAAAGUGGGCGAGCUGAGCCCCGAGGACGCCGCGCCGCCACCGGGGGACACCGAGGACCCGUUCGCCGGGGACCCCCCUCGCCACCCGGCGCUGCGGGUGAACAGCUUGAAGCCUUUUAACGCCGAGCCGCCACCGGAGCUGCUGACCCAGAGCUUCCUGACGCCCAACGAGCUUUUCUUCACCCGCAACCACCUCCCGGUGCCCGCCGUGGAGCCGGGCUCCUACCGGCUGCGCGUGGAGGGGCCCGGUGGCCGCGCGUUGUCGCUGUCGCUGUCGGAGUUGCGACAGCGCUUCCCGAAGCACGAGGUGACGGCCACGCUGCAGUGCGCCGGUAACCGGAGAUCCGAGAUGAGCCGAGUGCGGCCGGUCAAGGGGCUGCCGUGGGACAUCGGCGCCAUCAGCACGGCGCGCUGGGGCGGAGCGCGGCUCCGGGACGUGCUGCUGGCCGCCGGUAUCGGCGACCACACCGGAGACGGCGAGUGGCACGUGUGCUUCGAAGGGCUGGACACGGACGCUUCGGGGACGCCGUACGGAGCGUCCAUCCCGUUAAAACGGGCGCUGAGCGCCGAGGCCGAGGUGCUGCUGGCGUACGAGAUGAACGGGCGGGAGCUGCCGCGGGAUCACGGCUUCCCGGUGCGCGUGGUGGUGCCCGGCGUGGUCGGGGCGCGGAGCGUGAAGUGGCUGCGGAGCGUGGCGGUGUCACCGUCCGAGAGCCCGAGCCACUGGCAGCAGAAGGACUACAAGGGGUUCUGUCCGUCCGUGGAUUGGGAUUCCGUGGAUUUCGGGGCCGCGCCCGCCAUCCAGGAGCUGCCGGUGCAGUCGGCGAUCACCGAGCCCCGGCCCGGGGCGGCCGUGCCCGCCGGGGAGCUGACGGUGAAGGGAUACGCGUGGAGCGGAGGAGGAAGGGAGGUGAUCAGGGUGGACGUGUCCCUGGACGGUGGCCGGACGUGGCGCGAGGCCGAGCUGGGCCCGCGGCCGGGGCAUGCCCGGGGCUGGGCCUGGGCCCUGUGGGAGCUGCGGGCACCGGUGCCCGCGGGCGCCCGGCUCGACAUCGUCUGCAAGGCCGUGGACCGGAGCUACAACGUCCAACCCGACACCGUGGGGCCCAUCUGGAACCUGCGCGGGGUCCUGAGCAACGCCUGGCACCGCGUCCCUGUCACUGUCACCCGCUGAGGGACACCAUUGGGGACAGCGGGGUAUUGGGGACAAUGGGGACAGCAGGGACAUUGGGGACAUCAGAGGUACAACGUCCAACCCGACACUGUGGGGCCCAUCUGGAACCUGCGCGGGGUCCUGAGCAACGCCUGGCACCGUGUCCCUGUCACUGUCACCCGCUGAGGGACACCAUUGGGGACAGCGGGGUAUUGGGGACCAUGGGGACAGCAGGGACAUUGGGGACAGCAGGGACACCGGAGCUAUGGGGACAGCAGGGACAUUGGGGACAGCAGGGACACCGGAGCUAUGGGGACAUUGGGGACAUCUGGAACCUGUGUGGGGUCCUGAGCAAUGCCUGGCACUGUGUCCCUGUCACUGUCACCCGCUCAGGGACAUCAGGGACAUCAAGGAGCCCUGGAGAUCAAUGGGAUCUGUGGAUCCUAAAGGGUUCCAUGGCCCCAAAACGUCCUGCAGACCCCAAAGAGUCCUGCAGACCCCAAAAUGUCCUGCAGACCCCAAAAUGUCCUAUGGACCCCAUUGGGUUCCAUGGCCCCAAUUGGUCUGCAGACCCCAAAAUGUCCUGCAGACCCCAAUGGGUCAUACAGACCCCAAUGGUUCUGCAGACCCCAAAACAUCCUACAGACCCCAAAGUGUCCUGUAGAUCCCAAUGGGUUCCAUGGCCCCAAUGGGCCCUGCAGACCCCAAAUCAUCCCACAGAUCCCAGAGCCCUGCAGACCCCAAUGGGUUCCAUGGCCCCAAAAUGUCCUGCAGACCCCAAAACAUCCUACAGACCCCAAAAUGUCCUAUGGACCCCCAAAUGUCCUGCAGAUCCCAGAGCCCUGCAGACCCCAAUGGGUUCCAUGGCCCCAAAGUGUCCUAUGGACCCCAAUGGGUUCUACACACCCCAAUGGUCCAAUGGACCCCAAAAUAUUCUACAGACCCCAAAAUGUCCUGCAGACCCCAAUGGGUUCUGCAGGCCCCCAGCUCCUAUUGACCCCAAAAGCUUCCACGGACCCCAAAAGGAUUUUAUGCCUCCCCCAAAGGAUUUUAUGCCCCCCCGCAAAGGAUUUUAUGGCCCCCCUCAAAGGGUUCUGGAGACCCCAAAAGGGUUUUAUGGACUCUAAAGGGUUCUGGAGACCCCAAAAGGGUUUUAUGGACCCCAAAGGGUUCUGGAGACCCCAAAAGGGUUUUAUGGACUCUAAAGGAUUUAAUGGACCCCAAAGGGUUCUGGAGACCCCAAAAGGGUUUUAUGGACUCUAAAGGGUUUUAUGGACACCAAAGGGUUCUGGAGACCCCAAAAGGGUUUUAUGGACCCCAAAGGGUUCCACAGAUCCCCCCCCCCAAAGGAUUUUAUGGGCCCUUGAAGGAUUUUAUGGACUCCAAAGGGGUCUACAGGCCCCAAAAAAAUUUAUAGACCCCCCAAAGGAUUUUAUGGACACCAAAGGGUUUUAUGGACCCCAAAGGGUUCUGGAGACCCCAAAAGGAUUUUAUGGACCCCCCAAAGGGUUUUAUGGACUCCAAAGGGUUUUAUGGACCCCAGAGGGUUUUAUGGACCCCAAAAGGUUCUGGUGACCCCAAAGAUUUCGACGGCCCCGAAGGAUUCUGCAGGUUCCUCACAGCUCCAAGGUCAGCGGGGUUUUAUGGCCCCGGGGUUUUAUGGCCCCCACACUUUUAUGGCCCUGGGGUUUUAUGGCCCUGGGGUUUUAUGGCCCUGGUUUUACACCCCGAUGUGUGAAAGUGCCUCCUGCCAUAAAGAUUUGGGAACUUUUA
Messenger RNA from Serinus canaria (Common canary), 3745 nucleotides. RefSeq names its product sulfite oxidase (gene SUOX). Lineage: Eukaryota; Metazoa; Chordata; Aves; Passeriformes; Fringillidae. The transcript is spliced from 4 exons. Gene Ontology annotation, molecular function: heme binding; molybdenum ion binding; oxidoreductase activity. The record is from RefSeq and is a predicted model, not a curated record. Gene Ontology annotation, cellular component: mitochondrion. Bases 311 to 1993 code for a protein of 560 amino acids.